Xyrichtys novacula (pearly razorfish) is the source of this 19587-nucleotide messenger RNA. Lineage: Eukaryota; Metazoa; Chordata; Actinopteri; Labriformes; Labridae. The record is from the annotation of a GenBank genome assembly.
GCAGUUCGAAAGCGCAAGAUACAGAAAGAGGGAGGUUGAGUUGACAGUGUGACAGACUACACGGGGACUCAUUCGAACAAUCGUCGGUCGGUCAGCUGUCAGUCGGUGUCGAGAGUGGGACUUACACGCCGAGAGAUUUCGACCUUGUUCGGACCCGCAGUUUACCGCUCAGAGCCCCGCACUCUCCCGCAGUUUUAAAGGGAACGGAUAGGACGAGUGGCGCUGCUUCAGAUUCCUUCUUAGGUAAGUAGGACUGGUGUUGUAGUGCAUGCAGGCGGAUGGUGUGGGCCCGCGAAGUGAAAUGUGUCAACUUACCUGCGUUCAGUUAGAUUUCACCAGGGUACUUUACUCCAAUGCGCAUCCAUUGAGUUGCGUUACAUCGCGAUAUGUCUGUUUGAACAGCAUCAUGUGUGUAGUGUUGGCGCAGGCUGGUCUGCACGGUCAUGUUAUUGUGGAUGCGGCCAGCAGGCAUGUUGACAGAAGAGGGGGUACCCAUAUGUGCAGCAGCGCCUAUGCAGAGAAAACAGAGCUGGUGUAGUAUGGUCACCAUCACUGCAUGGACACUGUUCAAGGACUGCCAGACCUUUAAAGACUCACUGUAUUAGUGUUUCUCCAUUUAGUUUAGUUUGGAUACUUCAUGUCAUAGGGUUACAGUGCCUGCCUGAUGGUAACUUAAUUGUGUUUCAGCAAAAGAUGUGGAUAAACAAUACACUUGUCUAUCAAUUAAGUACUAUAUAAAAAUAAUGUAGGCCCAGGGGUCCCUAUAGGCCGGUAUAGAAUCCUGAGAUUUACAGCUGUGCAGACAGUAAACACAAAUGUUCUUGCUUUCCCUCAACUAUUUGCUUUUUUAAGGUAAUAUAAGUUUGGUAUAAUUAUCUGUGAGCAUUUGACGACUGGAAACAUAGUGUUUUUGUGUCUUUACACAUGAAUUGUUAGAUUUUAAGUGGCUCACCCCUGUGCUUGUUAACUCACCUCAGUGGGCUUAUUUUAACUGAGCGAUUGAUUCUUCAGUGAUUCUAAUCUAACCAAAAGCUUGAUAACUAUUACAGCCCAGGCUAUCAGAGUGGAGCAGUUAUCAUAACAGGUCCUUGACCUAUUGUAUGCUUUUGUGCCCACAGGCGCGCGCACACACACACACACACACACACACUACUUCCACGUAACUGAACACACCCACAGCACCUUGAACAGUUACACAACCAGCCCUAGAGUGAUCAUGACUCUGGUGUGACAUGCCCUGAGGUGCUCUGGCCAUGUAAUCUAAAUACCAAACAGGUUUUUUUCAUGCCAAGUGCAGUUUUUAAACCAGUAUUUUUACAUUUUCCCUUAAAGCAAUCAAGUGUUCACACUCUUGAGUUUAAAAAGGAGGUCUAGAUUUAAACUAGCAGAUCCUAGUUUGACCCAGCUCAGGCCAGAGCCCACUUUGGUCUCACCUAACCUGCCCUAACACCCGUACCAGAGAGCCAGAGCUGUCUCAGGAACGUGCUAUCUGUAUGUUUAUGUCCCCUGUCACAGCUGUAGUAUUUUGGAAAUAUACACCUACAAAGGUUACCCAUAGGAAAAGAGUUUGGCAACGCUGAGCUUACUUUAGUGGCAUAGCAUGCAGGAGAGUGAGACGGACUGAGAUGUCAGCAUCCUAUUAUAAGAAAAGUGACUCACUCUUUUUUCACAGACACAGUCCUCUAACUGAAGAUCAUUUAAAUCGGUGGCCUUUUCUUUUUCAUUCACCCACCGGUGUCUGGUUGUGCUGGUAGGUGUGUUCCAUGGCAACAGCUAUUUGGUUUCUUGAUGUCUCAGUGAUUCCAGGUGAGCAGGACACACCUAGGUGAGGACUGCCGGGCUGGAAUGUUCUGUGCCCAUGGAUUGUGGGUUUUUUUUUUCUUUUCCUUUUUCCUUUUCUCUGUGCUGUUGGCACGCAGGUAGAUUCCUGGAAGAGGAAUGCCAUGCCUCCCCUGAAGGUGUUGUUUCAUAAUCAGGGCUGUGUGAAGUAACGUACAGAGUGACGACAGUAGUGUGUGGUGAAGAGCAGAGGGUUAGACAUGUGAGUGCUGUGACAUUGAAAUGAAGUAGCGUAUAGUUUCUUCAACUCAAGGGGGAGAAAAAAAUCUUAUGAUCUGACUUUGAUGAUGAAAAAAGGAGACUGCAAAAUCUCUGGAUGAUACUAAAGUUUACUCAGAAAAGCUGAGAAAAGUGCAGCUCGAUUUAUUGAUUAAAAGACUGAUAAAUAUUACUCAAAGAUAGAUUUGGCAGACACAGUCAUAGUUGGUGUCAAUUUGUAUGGAACAUUGUGAACUAGAGAACCAAUCUGUAAAUAAAUAAAGUGUUGUUACUUAUCAGGACUAAAACUUUGAGCUGUGAAUCUUCAAACUGUAUAAAGAUGUUGUCUGAGUUCUAUUUUGGUUUGAAAACUUUGUUUUCCACUUGAAAGUUGGAGCAUUUCUUUCGUGUUUAAUGAAUACAGUAUGUGCCAAUGUGUCCUCUGUCGUGACACAAGUUGGCCCAGUGGUUCUGGAUUUAACAAUGAAUGCCAGAUCAGAUGAACCACAAAUUUUUUCCAAGACCGAAAUAUCUCUCCGGUUAGCCACAGUUUCAUGGUAUUUUGUUUGAAAUAGUUUCCUCCUCUGGAUGAACUUUGGUGAAAGAUCAAAAAGAUACAGCACCUCCGUUCAAUAACAAAUUCCUUGAAAUAUCCAUGAGCUUUGCUGCUGUCUUUUUGUUCCUACUACCAUGUUUAGUGUGCUAACACAUGGAACUAUAACAUUUCUUUACACAUAAUUGAAGCAACUUUGACUUGACAAGUCUGGAUAUACACUUCUUUUAAAGAUAGUAUAAGCCAGAAAGUUAUGACUUCAUUUACAGUGAUUAAAAAGAAAUAAAAAAUGCUGAUGCAGGCAGCCAAAAUCUUCUCAAAAACCUUCCUCUAUGACACUCAACCUGACAAUUUUGCUCACUGCAGCUAUUUUUAUGAGAUAUAUUCAAUUAAACUCUUUAAUGUCUUAAAAUAAAGUUAUUAUGUGAACUUAUUGGGACAGUUUGAUUUACAUUAAGUCUAAUGAGGUAUUUAUCGGUCUAAUACACUCAGUAAGAUCUGAGUUCUUUUGCAAUGUAACUAUUAUGCAUGCUAAAAUGCUGAACAUCAUCAUUGUCUGAGUAAGGGCUUCAGCAGUGACAGUGGGUCAAAUUAUUUAAUGAUGCACUCACACGCAGAGAACGCAGCCUGAAGCAUAGCGGUCAAUCAGACUCAUUCGUGACUCAGGGUUUGGGGUUUAGCAGGAUUCCCUCCAUAGCAGUGAAUCAGUUUAUUGAUGUGCUACAUUGCCAAUAUGAGCAAGUGAAGAUUGAUUCCCUCUCUCUUGUUGUACCGUUUUCAUUCCCAGAUUCUCCAGAGGAUGGGACUGAAUUGAGAAGAGCACUAUCAUCGCAGACGGAAAAAUCUCUCCAACAGUUUUCUUUGACUGUCGUCUGAAUCUUUGAGAUAAAAAGACCAAUAAGUGGGUCUGGGGGGGGAACUGAACUACCUAACUUCAGCCUUCUUCAUUGGACAUGGAGGACUGAUCAGAAACCAGCCGGCACGAAGAGGAGACUCCUCCUUCCCUGUUCAGCAAAGGCAAUGGCGGGGCUUAAACGUCAUCAUGACGGAAAGAUCGCCGGGCUCUAUGAUCUGGACAAGACAUUGGGGCGGGGACAUUUCGCUGUGGUCAAAUUAGCGCGGCAUGUUUUCACUGGAGAGAAGGUAUGCUCGUCUGUGUCUGUGCAUGCAGUGGAAUGUUCUGAUGCAAGUGAUUAAAUUUCCUCCUUUCCGAAUUGCUUUUAUGGUUGUCAGCCUCACCCUACCACACAGACAUACCAAAAAUGUCUGACUAGUUCCACAUAGUAAUUUGAGUCAUGUCUCAAACGUGAACCAGAGGAUUAAUAUCAACAUUUAGUGUUGAUCUUGGCCCUUGUGGUUGGUUUAGCAUCACAUGAUGAGCCUAGUGUUGCUUCUAGACAUGUUUGAAACUUGACUUGAGUAACAGCUAUUGUUCGUGGUAUCAUUCUUUGGCAAUCGUAUCAUCUUUAUCACGUGCACUUCCGAUCAGUUUACAGUAUGGAAAACUUUUAAUCGCCCUCAUUAUGUUGCUCCUCCAGGUUGCUGUAAAGGUGAUAGACAAGACUAAGCUAGACCCAGUGGCACGGGGGCAUCUUUUCCAGGAGGUGCGAUGCAUGAAGAUGGUGCAGCACCCUAACGUGGUGCGCCUGUAUGAAGUCAUUGACACAGCCACUAAGCUAUACCUCAUCCUGGAGCUGGGAGAUGGAGGAGACAUGUAUGACUGCAUCAUGAAGCACGAAGGAGGCCUCAGUGAAGAGGUGAGUGGCUGAUGGAGAAAAGAGAGGGCAUUGAGAAACGACUAGCUAGGUUUGAUCAAAGGUGACAAAACCUGCCAAUCAACACCUCCUGCUUCUUGUCUCAAUGACUUCCAGUGGGUUUUAAUGCUGCGUUUGAGUUACCUCGAAAGUCAGAUAUCCGAGAUGGGAAUGACGCUGCACCUGUUUUUACCAGCGUUUGAGUUACCAAGUCGGAAAAAAGCUACGAAAGUUAUUUUAACUCGGGUGUGACGUCAUUCCCAGCUCGGACAUCAACGCGGCAUAAUUGCUUAAAGUACAAAAAUAUCUAACUGGUUAAUGUCACAAUGACUUAACAUUGUUCCUGACUUCUUUUUUAAGGUGGCCAAGUGUUACUUUGCCCAAAUUGUCCACGCCAUCUCCUACUGCCACCGACUGCAUGUGGUGCACAGGGACCUAAAGCCGGAGAAUGUGGUGUUUUUUGAAAAGCAAGGGGUCGUCAAGCUGACCGACUUUGGCUUCAGUAACCGGUUUCAGCCCGGGAAAACGCUCAACACCUCGUGCGGCUCACUGGCCUACUCUGCUCCUGAAAUACUGCUGGGGGACGAGUAUGACGCUCCUGCUGUCGGUAAGUCCAGUUGACCCUCAAAGAGAACAUAUAUCUGCUGAUAAUUUUGUCAGGUGGUUGUUUCAGCUAAGAACUUAAAUGGAGCACCUUCUCAGUCCAGUGUGUACAGCUUGUCUUGUACUCAGCCUGGUUUAGUGAUGCUGCUCUUAGAUUCACAUGCUCAUUAUCUGCUGAUAUGACCUACUGAUAUCACUGUCUAUACUUUGACCGCAUUACAUGACCUAGUGGACUUUGGAUGGACCCCACAGACAGCAUGACGCACAUGCAGCUUUAUCAGACUGUAGAGGAGGGAGUGCUGAAAGCUCAGCAUGUUUAGAGCACUUUAGAAAUUAGACUAGAAUUUGAAUUAGAAUACAAUAAUUGCACCUUCCCCUUAAUUUGACUACUGUCUGCAGCUGAGUUCAUCAACAUUUACAACUGUCUGGCGGUGAAUAAAAAAAUCUGGCUCCAAAUCAGGCUAAAGUGGGUUCCUUCAGCCUAAUCAGCACUUCCUUCCUUUAAGCAGUGCCCAUGAUUGUCCCUCUGUUUCCCCCAGCCAAAAAUGGACCAGUGCCUACUUAAGUCACUGCUUAGUUAUGAAAUUAAAAAGCAAUAGAAGAAGAAAUAAAAGAAUAUUGCUGAUACGAGGGUAGAGGGAGAGGUAAAGAAGCGUAAAAAAGGACAAGAGAAAAGGGAGGGAAAAAAAAAGCAUGAAGAGGCUCGUCUGUUUACCCAGAGGGCACUGCGUCAGAGCAAGGGAAGAGCAUUUUCUGUUUUUCUGACUGAAUGGAUUCGCCGUGGCUAUUUUCUUCUGCUUGCCUUCACUCUGCCUCUGUCUCUUUUGUGCCAAGCAGAUGAGCUGCUCAAAGAUACUGAAAAAGAGUAAUGAUAGUCUCUGUAAUUUGGCUGCAUGUGUUGGAUUGGAUGGCUUUGUGAGUGGCUGCACAUGUGAGGUCAGUUGUCCUGUAAAGCCUGUCUGACCCAGAUGAUGAAUCAGACAUUUGUGGACAUUUUCAGCGUGUGUGUGUGUGUGUUUGUGUGUGUUCCCCCCUCUGGAGUGUUGGUACCGCCUGUCUGCUAUUGUUCAUUCAGCUGAGAUGAUGAUGUUUUGAUUGCGUGGAUUAUCCGCCCAGUCGGGAUGUAAUGUUGUGCGAUUCUAUCAGCAUAGUUUGAUGUGGAGCAGGAUGAAUGCAGGCCAGAAGUCUUGACGUGUGGGACUCCGAGGUAACAUGGCCUGGGAUCUGAGUGCUGCCAAGGUACCUGCUGACAGUCUGUAUGUAGGGUGUUGAAGUUUGCUGAUGAUGUGCCAGGUGGCUGCCAUCCCAGUUUAUCACAGAGAUAAAGAGGCUGUCCACACUCUGCCUUCUCAAGUGGAGCUUGUUUGGAGUUGUUAUCUCUUUUUAGGUAGGGCUGGGGAUAAUUUUAGAUGAAAAGUGAUCAAAAAUAGAGAAAUGCUGCAUCAGAAGUCAGUCCUACAGCUGACAGAAGGAGGGAAUAAAACGCCAAAUUACAAGAGAAGAAGAAAAGGCUCAAUUACGUUGUUAAUCAAAGAGGUCAAAAGGUCUUUCCAGGAGGAUUACUUCACGCAUUAAUCAUUAACUCAAAUACAACAAAGGGAUGCACAAUAUUGGAUCUUUUUGUUGAUAUUUGAUUUGGUCGAUACUAAUACCAAGUGUAAACAUUCACGUUAUUUGCAUUGUGAUGAACACCAAGUCUCACACAUGAUCUGGUCCUGUCAUCUUGACAAGUCUGUUAGUUUUCAAAAGAUGCAUAAAACAAGACAAACAACAUUUGAUUCUAUAAAUACGAAGGACACAUCAUAUUAUCGGCAAAGUAAUGUUAUCAACAGCAGGUAUAAGAAAUUUCUGUGCGUCCCCAAUAAAUGAUCAAUUGUUCCUUUAGUGCUGUUCAGGAUGAUGGUUCUUGAGAUGCUGUUUUGUUUCUCAUUUCACUUGUGCGACAUGAAAAACAGAACAUGCAGCCGACAUGUUGAAGCGCGUUGUUGGCAGGGCCACAAUGUCUUUGGGAACCCAUAAUUAACACACCACUUUAUUGGCUGUACAUGUCAGUAAUAAUAUUCACGUGUUCCACUCCUGAUAGUUCACUUUUAAGGUUAUUGUCUGCCAAUAACGUGUACGAUGCUGAUAAUAUUGUGCAAUCCUUGAUGUUUGGUGUCUGUAUGGUGGCCCUGAAGUUCAAAAACACAACACAUCACAAGAAACGAUGACAAAUUACAAGACAUAACAAAUCAGAAAUCACAUGCUCUUAUUUGUCAUUUAUUUUCUAUUUAUAUUUAUGUACGUCAUUAACUGGUCCUUUCUGAAAGUUAUGUUUCUUAUUGUUUUUGUUAUUGUUAGUCCUUUCUUUCUUCCUUCUCUUCUCGUUGUCCUUUAAAAUUAAUGCAGGUGCAUUCAUACAGAGGGUGAACAUUGUACAAUCAUAGUUACUAUUAUCAUUAUUGAUUAUUUUUAUUACUAUUAUCAUGAUUAUUAAUAUUAUUAUAUAAUAUUAUGAUAUAUAUGUAAAUCAUUAGUGUAGGAGAAGGGGUUGGACUAAGUUCCGACUUCACCCCACUCCUUUUUGAACAUGGAUAACUUUUUAUCAUUUAUUGUUGUAUUCUUUAUUUUUUAUUAUAAUUUUUUAUAUGUCUAAAAAAAUAAACUUCAAUCAAUCAUUAAUCACAACAUCCAAUGACACAACAAAUAGAAGACACUACAGGAAAUUAGAAAACACAGCACUUUUAACCUGGAUCAGAGAAGGCGACAGGAGUUGUCACUGAUUGGACAAACUCGCUGUCCUUCUGGAUGUUAAUGUUGUGUUUUGGGAUCUGUUAUUUUGUUUGGGUAUUAGUAUUCAUGAUUUUUCAUAGUGUUGUAUGAUUUGUUGUUUUUUCCUAGUCUUUGUACUUUUGGAUUUUUGUGUUUGUGAUUUGUUGUGCUUCCUCAGCGGUAUUGUGUCUUAUGAUUUCUUGUUUUCUUAUUUGUUGUUGUGUAAAACACUCCAGGGCAACUGCAGGUAUCAGGACUCAAUCUAAGACAUGAAAAUGACUCUCAUUAUUGUUAAUGUGCUAGUUUUGUAAUGUGUUUGUCUGUGACAUCAAAAAUUGUGAUAGCAAUUGUGAUGAAAAGUACAGAUCAUUUACCCAGUUUCCCAGUUUCCCUUGUGGCAUCUUUGGCUUAUUUAUUGUCGGAGAACGCCUCUGGUGUAUGGAUUAAAUGCUGAGGGAAAACUGAGGGUAAACCAAAGGAUUUCUGUGGAAAAUAAGACAGCGAAAAUGUGUGAAAUUUGGAUCUCACACAAGCAAUUAAAAAAAAAAAACAGCAUAGUGCAAGCAUGUUUGUAAAACUGUAGGAGUAGAUGAUUACCUAAUAAGUGCUAUGAAAAGAUGCCAGCCUUCUUUUUGCUUUUUGAUGUUAUGCAGCAUGUGGGCUCUCUCCUUUUUGUCUCCAGUAAAUGGAAAGUUAAAUAUAGAUUUCUUCUUCCUCUUCAAGAAGCACAAGCUGCACUUCAAAAAGAAAAAAAAAAUUACUCACUUAAUAGCAAUUACACAGAACAUAUCCCAGGCACAUGCAUAAUUCAAAGCAUAUCUGUGCAUAAUUAACCUGACCAAGUGGAGGAUCUUUUUGAAAACAUGUUACAUAAUAAUCAGCAGGACAGGAUGCUGAACUUGGCGGAUCAGCCCAGGGGUUAACCGCGUUGAGACACAUGAUGGGAGUGGUUGUUGGUUUUGUCAGGGAAACAAUGGCUGUUAAAAUGUAAUUCAGAACAGAGGAAAAGGAUGUUUACACUCGCAGCUGUCACCAAGUAGCCAGUGUUGUUGGUUUAGGGGAUGCAUAUGUGCAGUAAUGUGAACUCUGUAAUUCAGAGAUGUGUCAACCAUCUGGGUUAUAAAUAAAGUUAUUGAGGAAGGAAGUUUGGCGGACGGCUGACGCACGUAAUAAGGGAGCAGGGUCAUGGUUGCUAGGAUACGUUGGCUGGGGGGUAAGAUGGUGGUGGGGACUGCAGCAGAGUUUGCUCCCUCCAUCAGCAGCAUGAGACGCUCCUUCACAGCCUCAGAGCAAUAAAUACUCACCACCCACAGUAAACUGGCACAUUCACCUUACUAGAUAGAAAUCUCCAACAUAUCCUGGCAAACUGCUGUCAUAUGAAGACAUAUCCCAAGGGUUUUGGGAGGAUUAACCCACUUAGGCUCACCAUGUCUUUACCGAAGACAGAGAGAGAGUUACACAACAGAGGGUUUGUUCUGCUAGGAAUUAAUAUGUCUAUUUCUCAGUCCUUAGAGAAAAGUCAUCUGCUUCACAGGGUGUGCACUGGAUUAUUUUUUCAGUCUUAUAUUUUCUGGUUAGAAAUUAUGUUUAGCCUGUGCACCCUGAGCAGCAUAGCCGAAAAGCUUAAUCAACACAAAAUCUAUGAGACAAACUCACACAGCUAGAGGAGUGAUCUUUGUGUACAAGAGAAGACACGUAGUACUUAAACUCCAAGAGUAAAGACUCGCAUAUUAGCUGAACUUACCGGUGUAUUUCUAUAAAUAAUCAGUCUAGGAUACACGUGAUGGCUAAUGUGCAGACUGUGUGAUAUUGAAGUGUUUUCCAUAACAAAGCAUUAGAGAUGUGGCAGGAUCUGCACUUUUUAAUCUUAUGGAGCUUUUUAGCAUCAUUUAGCUCCAGGUUUAGCGUUUUGGUUUCUCUGCCUACCGUCUUUAACCUACAUUCAGAGCAGGUAGCUGAUAGCUUUAAUUUUUAAGACACAGAAAACUUGAGAAUAUCUUACUACCUAGCACUAGAUGACAUUCAAAUGGAAGAAGUUACUGGCUAACAAGAAGCACACCUAUGAUAGCUGUUGUUGCUUGGUCUGAUUUGUUCAACAUUUGCUAACAUGCUAGCUACAAGUCUGAAGAAGUUACUAGCUAAUGGAAGAAGUUAUUAUCUAACAAGAAGUACUUUUAUGAUGGCUAUUGUUGCUCGGUCUGAUCUGUUCAACAUUUGCUAACAUGCUAGCUACAAGUCUGAAGAAGUUACUAGCUAAUGGAAGAAGUUAUUAGCUAACAAGAAGUACUUUUAUGAUGGCUAUUGUUGCUCGGUCUGAUCUGUUAGACAUUUGCUAACAUGCUAGCUACAAGUCUGAAGAAGUUACUAGCUAACAAGAAGCACACUUAUGAUAGCUUUAGAUGCUCAGUCUGAUUUGUUCAACAAUUGCUAACAUGCUAGCUACAAGUCUGAAGAAGUUACUAGCUAAUAGAAGAAGUUACUAGCUAACAAGAAGUACUUUUAUGAUGGCUGUUGUUGCUCUGUCUGAUUUGUUCAACAUUUGCUAACAUGCUAGCUACAAGUCUUUGAAGAAGUUACUAGCUAAUGGAAGAAGUUACUAGCUAACAAGAAGUAGUAACAAGAAGCUGUUGUUGUUGCUUGGUCUGAUUUGUUCAACAUUUGCUAACAUGCUAGCUACAAGUCUGAAGAAGUUACCAGCUAAUGGAAGAAGUUGUUAGCUAAAAAGAAGUACUUUUAUGAUGGCUGUUGCUGUUGCUCGGUCUGAUUUGUUCAACAUUUGCUAACAUGCUAGCUACAAGUCUGAAGAAGUUACUAGCUAAUGGAAGAAGUUAUUAGCUAACAAGAAGUACUUUUAUGAUGGCUAUUGUUGCUUGGUCUGAUCUGUUCAACAUUUGCUAACAUGCUAGCUACAAGUCUGAAGAAGUUACUAGCUAAUGGAAGAAGUUAUUAGCUAACAAGAAGUACUUUUAUGAUGGCUAUUGUUGCUCGGUCUAAUUUGUUCAACAUUUGCUAACAUGCUAGCUACAAGUUUUUAAAGAAGUUACUAGCUAAUGGAAGAAGUUACUAGCUAACAAGAAGUACACUUAUGAUAGCUGUUGAUGCUCGGUCUGAUUUGUUUAACAAUUGCUUACAUGCUAGCUACAAGUCUUUAAAGAAGUUACCAGCUAAUGGAAGAAGUUACUAGCGAACAAGAACUACUUUUAUGAUAGCUUUUUUUUUUUCGGUCUGAUUUGUUCAACAUUUGCUAACAUGCUAGCUACAAGUCUUUGAAGAAGUUACUAGCUAAUGGAAGAAGUUACUAGCUAACAAGAAGUACUUUUAUGAUAGCUGUUGUUGCAGGGUCUUAUUUGUUUAACAUUUGCUAACAUGCUAGCUUCAAGUCUUCAAGGCUUAAUGUCAUUCUCGUGUUUAAAGUUUGUUUUGCUGCUCCAAAGUGGCAAAAAAUACAACAGAACAUGGUACUGUGGGGUUUGUUAACAUUUAUGCUCCUCACAAGGAUAAAGGAGGAUUUAACUGGUAUAUGAUUUGGUAUUUAUAUAUUUAUGGUAUAAGCCAGAGCAGGGUCAAUGUGUCUGCCUGAGAUUAGUGUCUAUGAAGAGCUGGUAUAGCAUGCUCAGUCAUUAGUGUGUGUCAGUAGGUGAAUAUGACAUGUUGUGUAAAAGCCAUUCGAGAGGUCAAAAGACAGGAGCGCUAUUCAAGUACAACCAUAUUUAUCUGUAUUGGUUCUUAUUUUUUAUUAUUAUGUGAAUAUUAUUUGAAGAUCUUGCAGUUUUUUUCAAAGGGUCAGCAUUCUGCCAGAGAAACUGCCAAGAUAAGAUAAGAUAAGAUAAGGUAUUACCUUUCAGCUGCUGUAAAUUCCAAGAUUACAGCGGCAUAAAUACAAAUACAAAAGAGAAAUUAAAGGAUAAAGAAACUUAGACUCAAAAAAGGAAAAACUGCGCUGUCCCCAUCUCUGACCUCUUAGCCAGACAGCUGAAUGUGUGUCAGUGGACCAUUCUGCAGACCAGAGCGCCAAGAGCAUAAAGUUGCUCCUUUAAAACGGCUAAUCGGACCAAGAGUAGUGCUCCAUGAAAUUAGCAUUUGUAUGAAGCAUUGAGGGAUGAACAUGUUAACCCACUUUCUGAGGACUGAGUGUUUCUGUGGGAGUGCAUGCGUGCGUGUUUGCGAGGACGACGCUCGCGGCGGCUGCGGCGCAGAGCUUCAUCUCCGGUCUGAUAGAUGUGCAUAUUUACAGAAAUGACUCUGAUCGAGUGUUAUUCAUGCUUCAUUUGAACCAGGGGGGCUAGACAGCUCUUUUAUCUAGGUCACUAGGCAGAAACAACAUAUGUGUUACACUGUCAUCUGUCAUGUUGUCUCUUAUUCCUGUUGUGGUCCCCCUUGAAACAUGCAAACUUUUUCUCUGAGUGUGCAUUUAGGGGUUUUUGGUAUUAACUGAAUGCUCUCUCUCUGUGCCGCUGCAGAUAUCUGGAGUCUGGGGGUGAUCCUGUACAUGCUGGUGUGCGGACAACCCCCCUUCCAGGAGGCGAACGACAGCGAGACACUAACCAUGAUCAUGGACUGUAAAUACACAGUGCCUCCACAUAUCUCCAACGAAUGCCGAGAGUAAGUAGCACGUACGCACAUACCCACACAGAUGGACAGAGUACUCUGCGGAUACUGCAUAUUUCAUGUUUAUAGAUGUGUGAAGACAAGAGACCGAAGAGAGAGGAGCGGCCUCUCUCCUGCUCCUCCUCGUUGUCCUGCUUUCACUCGCUGCAGCAGUCAGCUGCUUCACCAGAGAUGCAGUGCAGCGUUAAGUGUAUCUAAUGCACCCUUUAAAAUCAGCCCUCUAUUUUUAACAUUGUGAGGGUUUAACGAUGCGUCAAAGCAGAGCGGGGCAAAAUAGGUGCUGGGAACAUUUUGGAUGGCUUCGGAUUUAAAAGCACAUUGUUCCUGCACAUGAUUUCAUUAUUACAUGUUGUCUAGCACACACAUAAUACUUUAGAUACUGACACUCAUCCUCGCUGACUCACCCCUGCAGCCUUCAGGAAACAGUGCUACUUCUUAUUUUGUGCAAAGUGUUUUGCAAGAGGGGUCAAUUAUGCUAUGCCUGUCAUAGCUAGACUGCAAGGAUUAAUGUAAGAGGCCAUAGCUUGUUUGCAGGGUUCGUUUGAUGUUAAGUUUGGACUUAAAAGUAUAAGAACAAUGCUGCUGAUAUGAACUAAGAGGGUGAAUGUACAUUUAUAUUACAUCUCGUCAUGUUUGCAGAGUUGUUGGUGGAUAAACAAACAGUUGUAAGCACAAAAAAGUGUGUGUUUUGUAACAUCUUUUUCCAUCAUUGGAGGUAGAGGGCAGCAUAGAGGCAAUAAAGAGUAAUUCUGUUUAUUUAUUACACAUUUCUUUUCUGCUUACCUUUAGAUCAGGCAGGUAUUUACCUGUUUUGUACAUGCUACCAGUCAAAGACUCAAUUAUCAGAUGACUGUUACCAGAUGACUUAAACAUCCGAUAACAUAAAUAGAUGUUUACAUAACAGACAUUGUUGUUGUUUCUGGUUUGAUAAAAUCUUCAUUUUCUUCACUUUUGUGACAGUUUUUAAUGGGCGUUGUAUAUCAAAAGCCAGGAGAGAUGGGGCAUGAAACAGGUCCAUUCAGAUCAUUUGAUAAGUUGUCAAUAAACGAGCCAUUUAGCCAAUUAAUCUCAGCCACAGUUUGGAAAUAAAACUGAAAGUAAGCACAAUGAAGUUUAGUGAAGUUUUAUGAUCCUUAAUUUCAUAAGAAGGGAAUCACAGUGAGCCCACUAGGUCAUAGUUCAAGUCCUAUUCAGUCGGCAAACUACAGUGAAAUGUGAUAACAUAUCAUUUGGCUAAUCAUUACCACUUGUCUUGACUUUCUAUUUCAGACAAGUUUGGCUAACCCUGAGUUUAUGUACAACCUCUCUGCAUGUCUGACUGCCCUCAUUUCUGCUCUGACUGACUUAUUUUGGAGACGAUGCCCCUCUAGGUUUUCAGAAAUGAAUACAAUACUGUUGCUAUUUCUGGUACCAAGUGAAAAAAAGGCAAAAUAAGGAAUGAGGAGAACCUUGUGAUGCUUCUGAUUGCCUCCCCAUGAUAUGAAAUAUGUGGUUAUGUAAUGACAGCUCGAGAAUAUUGUUCUGUAUCUAAAUAUAAAUAGAGUAUUGGUCAGAUGUUCCUGUAGUUCUUGCAUAACCCUGGUUUCUGUGACUUCCUCCAGUCUCAUAGCUCACAUGCUGCAGAGGGAUCCCAAGAGACGAGCAACAUUAGAGGAGAUAGGGGGCCACGAAUGGCUUCAAGGUGUGGACCCCUCCCCUGCCACCAAGCUGUCCACCCCUCUGGUAUCCCAUCGCAGCCUGUCUGAGGAGGAGCACGGCUCUAUCAUCCAGCGUAUGGUGCUCGGGGGCAUUGCAGACAGAGACACCAUAACUGAGUAUGUGUACCUCCAUGUGACACACACACGCAUGAACUAACAAGCAGCUAUUCUUUCCUGUGUAAUCUAAAAAAAAGCCACAGUCCACUUGUCCGGCUUCAGGGUAAUUGAGUGCCGUCAGCAGUUUAAUUGCCAUUAACAGCCAGCUGGCAGUCAGUCUUGAGCCGUUGCCAUGUCAAAUUAAAUCUUCACCCUCGUCACUUCCUUUUGACUCGCAGUCCUGGAUCGUCCUGAUCUGUGUGUUCAUGUGUCCUCAACUGUGGGUAUGUCUCUGUGAACUUGUGUGUGCUCUGGAAUUUAAACUGAUGCACUCUGUGUCCUCUCAGGGCUCUGGAGUCAAAUCAGUACAACCACAUCACAGCGACGUACUUCCUGCUGGCUGAGAGAAUGCUGAGGGAGAGGCAAGAGAAGGAGCAGCACAGUCAGACGCGAUCACCCAGCCCAAGCAAGGCCCAAUUCAGGUACAUUCAGUCACACACAUGCACACACAGACCUCUCUGGAGAUAGACAGAAUGCUGCCUCUGCAGGGCCUCAUACUGUCAGUUUACAGAAGAAAUUUUGACAGCAAAUGGACAGUCAGGGCGUUUUUUCAGCAGGGACUAGAAGACGGACUGAGAAUAGAGGAUGAAGGUCGGCAGCAUUAUCAUGAAAAUCCUGUGAAAAAUAUUUUGAAAGCAGAUAACAACAUUUAUUUUAUUACUUUAAACCUUUAAAGAAAACGGCCAAGAGUUUGAAACACAGGCUUUUGCCAUUUAACUAGAAAAUAGAAUCAAAACAGGACAAGAGAAAAACUUUAAACUACUUUUCUCAGGAACUACUUUACAUCCAACCAAGCAGGUAUCUGAUGAACUUCUUCAGAAUUACUGAAUACAGAACAAAUAUAAUAAUAGGAUUCUCGCCGUCUGCUGUGUUUUCUGUGGCCCACCGCCACCUUAUCGUCAGUCGACACUGUGAAAUGCUCUGCUCAAGGUAGAUAAGGUGGGAAAAGAGAGGGUUAAUCUUGACAGAGUAUGGUGAAGUAAUGUUCUUUUUGUAAAGCACCUUGAGAUAACACUUGCACAUAAUUGGCGUUAUGUCAUUAUUACUUUUUUUAAUUUAAUUGUUAUUUUUUUUAUUUUGGUGAUAUCAGACAGAACAAGAAAAGUGAGUAAACAUAUAACAACUACAAAAUAAAAAAAGGAUUUACAAACAUACAAACAGGUUAACGCCUGUUUAUUAAGUAAUGUUUUACGCGUUAGGUUGAUUAAGAUUGAUCGAUUUUGAUUGAUUGGUCGAUUUAUAGAAAGGUGUAUGUAUGGAUGAUAUCUCUUAACUAUUUUGUUGACAGUUAUUUUGAGUCACACAGAUUCACUGGUCAAAUCUCCAGCAGCAUCUUCAGCACUUAUUUUGAUCACAAUGAAUAGAAUAUAAAAGUGAAAUGGGAUUUUUUUAAGCAUUUAAAAAUGACAGCUCAGUCAAUUUUUCACAUUUGUUCAGGUGUAAGUUAUUCAUACAGAAUAUAAGAUGUUUCUCUCAGGUAAAAGAAAUGGAAAAAUCUAAAUUCCUUUUAGUUUAGCAUCAAGAGUUUGAUACCACUACUUUCUGUCUGUUUAGUGGUUAUGAAGCUAAAAGGCAGCAUCCAGUUAGCCUGGUUACAGCAUAGAGACCAGAAACAAAGCCAGGGGUUUUAGAAUAGUGGCCUAAAGUAGAGCUGGACGAUAAACCAGAAUUUUACUGAUACCGAAAUUUGGAUAUAACCGACGCUAUUUUGCCCAAGUCAGAAAAAUAAAUAAAUGAAAGUUGGUUUUGGAUGUGUGUAGGUAGGCUAUGGUCUCAUGACCCUUUGAGACACUGUCCUAUGUCAGAGACUCCACUCCAUCCAGUCCGUAACAAAGAGGGAAAGACAGGUGAAGAGAUGGAGGACGGUUCAAAAGUUGUAGCGGCUGGAGUGGCGGCUGAAGUAGACGAAGUUAAUGUGGGAGGGGGUGAGCAGCAUGUGGAGUAGUUAUCGUCCAUUUAUCGUUAUUGAGGUGAACUGCUCAAUAUAUCGUGAUAUUGAUUUGAUAUCGCCCAGCCCUAGCCUAAGUGGAAAAUUAAAUGAGGUUGCACUACUGUACACAUUUGUUUUAUUUUUCUUUGUGAGACAUACAAACAUUUACACAAACAAUGAUAGUUAAUUAUGGACCUUGAUCAUCAAAUUUUUUCCACAGCGUGGUACAGAACCAAGCCUCAUCUGUAUGCUAAGCUUGUCUUGCCCUCAGGAGAAUUUCAUUCAAGACAAUCUCAGACAAUUAUCAGCAGACAGCAUUAGCACAUUGCACACAUAUCUGCAGACUGCUCUCUUUAUCCCGCGUCCAUUCUUACAUCAAAUGGCCUCACAAGCAUGUGAGCAAUGACAGUUGCCGCUCCUAUUUGAGCUAACUUGUCCCCGGGCAGCGGUGCUUUGGAUUCCACCGCUUCACUAGUUGAAGGAUAGUGGUUGGUGACUGGAAUCAUUUCUCUGACAAUGCCAAUCAUGUGUUUGUGGGUUGAGCCUGUAAAAGGUGUGUUUGUGUGACUGAUAAGGUCAAAUAUGUACAAACAUGCUGCCAAAAUGCUCACACACCUUCACCCAUUGAAAAGAAAGCGUGGUUUCUUAGUCAGCAAAUUAGCCGUAUGAUGGCGUCACGAUAUUUCAACACAGUAUAGUAAAAGUUUUCCAGAGUACUUAAGUCUGUAUUUUUUUAACCCUCACAGGCAGUCUUGGCCCACCAGAGUUGAUGUUCACCAGGAUGUCAGUGAUGGCUUGGGAGGUCCAGCUAUCUCCCACCCAGGGGGGCCACAGUCUCCUGCACGCAGCGCUGAGAGCCUCCACAAAGGUCCCAGGCCCAAAACCGCUCUGCUGGACGUCAGCCAACGGCAGGAGAACAACACCCUAGCACUCAGCCAGCAGCAGCCUGCUCGACAGAACCAGGAGAGGAGUCUCAGGCCUCUGGCAAAGCCCCACUCCAACCCCCUCAGGCUGGGCUCUCUCAACUCAGUGGGCCCCUGCAAACCACGGAGUCCUAGUCUUUUCAGCGUAGAGGAGGAUGAGGAGGAAGAGGGAGGAGAAGACAAAUUAUCCCCCUCUACUCUGCCAGCUCAGGUGGUGCUUCGUUGCAAAGCCUCCGCCUCCCCUUCAUCAUCAUCAUCGUCUGUGUCUUCUUCUGCUAACCGGCUGACAUCCCGUAUGAGUGCUCCAGUACUUAACCAGAUCCAUGAGGAGGAUAAAGAGGAAGAGGAAGAGGAGGAGCAAAGGGAGCUGAAUGGACUGGGCCCGCCCAAACCCAGCCUUAGUCUCAAUCUGAACUCUAGGAUACCGUCUCCUUUAACACUCUCUUCUUCACCUAAAACUGUUUCUGGGAUUAAAGCACCGGUUGCUGCUUUUACACCCAGUCCAGAGACCAGUGACGAUGACACAGAAAGCCAUAAACCAGACUCUGCAGCUGUAGCUGGACACGGGGAAGAGAGAGAGGGCAGGAGAGAAAAUAGAGAGAAAACAGGGUCAGGGCAAGGAAGCCCCUCCAACUGUGCUAGUCCUGGAUCAGGUUCAGGCCAAACCAAGGGCACACCUAAAGCUGCUAGCGGUCUAGUGGAAAGCUUAAAGCUAAUGAGUCUUUGUCUGAGCUCCCAGUUUCAUAACCUGAAGGGGGGAGGAGGGGGAGGUAGUGGGGGCAGCGCUAAUGUCGUGGUCGGAGACACCCAGGAUCGUCCAAUGUGGAGGAUGUGCAUGGGUGGCUCCACCGGUAGCUUGGAUAAGGUCUCCCUCCUAGGUGGCCCUUCGCCAAGGGGGAACCUGUACCACCCGCAGCCCCCACUGGGAGACGCACUUGCAGACCCGCUGCUGGAGGGACCCUGCACAGGCACCCUGAGGCUGGGAGAGCUGGACCUGGCUAGAGAGAAUCACAGGAACAUGAAGAACCGGGUGCUGCAGAUGCCUUUGAGCGACAAGACUCUCUCCGUCAACAUCCACCGAAGCCCGAAAGAGGGUCUGCUUUGCACCCCCACCCCACACAGCUGCUGCCAGGUCAUCUAAAACGCAGACAGCUGCUCCAUUUACUGCUGCACCUCCACACUCCUCCAUCCUCAACCAUACGUUCCUUAUCAUCUUGCUUUAGCCACUUACUCAUGGGUUUGUUUGUUUGUUUUUUUUUCUUUGUAUGCUGUUUCCUUUUGUUUUACACUCAUGGUGGAUAACUGGGAGAAAGUCCAAUUGCCACCCUUGCACAUUUAGAGACACAAAAAGUCUCCUGUUAAUGGAGACUGGGUGCCAAGCCAAGUAAGUGAAGCACUUUCAGCAGAUCAAACGGGACUCUAAAGGGGGACAUUUUAACCUUGUGGUGUGUUUUAAAACGAGAGACAUUAAGGAUGGAAACAGGUAAUAUAACGGAGGUGCUCACAUUCCCGCUCUUGAACACUCUUCUACUCAAUGUACAGACUUUGUGCACGUCACACACACACCUUUAUCACUUCCUGAUAAGCUGAUAAAAUGGAAAAAGUGAUGAGUGGGUAAGAUUGAGUUUCAAGUUACCCGCCGUCGUCUUUUUGGUUGUACUUGAUGCCAUUUUUUUUAUAUCAUUAUUUUUUAAAUUAUUUUCUGACAAUCGUUUUAUCCGUUUUUUAAAAUUCUGACUGAAAGAGUGAAGACUGCUUUCUUUCACACGAGGACUAAUAACAGGGUGAACAAUGGACAGCAGCACUUAAGUACGAUGGCGGCACACAGUAUAUUGUAGUCGAUCACUGUUUUAUUUUUCUAUCUCAAACAUGCUCUGAAGACUUCAAGAUAAAACGCACACUCACAUGUCAACUCUCUGCGCUGUUGCACAGCAGUUUGUACAUAUGUGAAUAACCUCCUAGCAGUACUCUGUACCUGUAGUAUUGACGGUAAAGUUGUAUUGCAGUAGAAACCUGAAUACUAGAUCCCUAUUCACCAUUAUUGUUCCCUCCUACUGGAUGUUCAAGGUUUUGGUUGAACCUCAGGCUUGAAUUAUGUUCUUUGAGUGAUCCUUCAUAGGUAUACAGGCAGUGCUCGAAAUGAUUCAACUAAAUGAUUUGUAGGUGGAACUAUAACUAUGAACAUCUAGUAGCUCUCCAGGAUCACGGUAGCCACUGUUGUAGCGUAUUCCAAAACAAAAACAACAACUAAGGGGUUUAGUAGAAAAUAACAUCACCCCAUCAAGUAUUGGUCUGUGUAACUGGAUGUGUGACCCACCCCUAGUGGAAUAUAUAACCUGACAGUGCAUGUGUUUUGCUGUAGCAACCUUAUUCUUAUCCACUGAGGUCAAUCCACCCGCUGUAUCUACCUACGUAACAGAUUCUAAUGGUCACUUUACUGUAGCCUCACAGCAAUACCAGCGACUGCAAAAUGUACAACAAAAAUGGAUGUGCCAUAAAAUCUGUCUUGAGCAUAUUGUACUGUAUGUAUAUGAUAGAGAUCUAUUAAAAUGAAAUGAUGUGAAUGAUAUCAGGA